This is a messenger RNA of Aegilops tauschii subsp. strangulata, 3946 nucleotides long. RefSeq names its product glutamate receptor 2.8. Gene Ontology annotation, molecular function: ligand-gated monoatomic ion channel activity. Gene Ontology annotation, cellular component: membrane. NCBI's taxonomy places the organism in Eukaryota, Viridiplantae, Streptophyta, Magnoliopsida, Poales, Poaceae. The record is from RefSeq and is a predicted model, not a curated record.
CAGAUCUCAUCGACAACAAAAAGGUUGGGGUGAUCAUCGGUCCGCAGAACACUUUACAAGCAGAGUUCUUGACCUACCUAGCCAACAAAACCAAGAUUCCUGUCAUCACUUCCUCUGCAACUGGUGAUUCAGUUAAUCAACAUCAUGUUCCGUACUUUCUCCGGGCUUGUGUCAAGGGCUCCUUCCAGGCAGCUCCAAUUGCCGCCUUCAUCCAGGCCUAUGGCUGGAAAAAUGUUGUUCUUGUCUACGAGGACAACACUUAUGGCGUCGGCAUUCUUCCGUCCAUUACUGACGCCCUUGAAGCCAUCGAUGUCCGUGUCAUUAACCGUUCUGCCGUCCCUACUUCUUCCCCCGAUUACCGCAUUGAUGAAGAACUGUACAAGCUCAUGACCAUGCAGACACGUGUCUUCAUCGUCCACAUGUUGCCAGCCGAUGCUUCCCGCCUCUUCGCUCGGGCUUCAGCAACCAAUAUGAUGACGGAGGGGUAUGUCUGGAUUGUCACAGAUAACAUUGGCAUUGUCCUUGAUGUGCUUCCCCAGGAUACAAUUGACACCAUGCUGGGUGUUGUGGGUUUCCGGCCAUAUGUAGCAAAAUCUGCGAGAAUCAGCGGUUUCACGGCUCGUUUCGUCACUCGAUACAGAGCCAAAUUCCAUCAAGAUCCUAAUGUUAGGGUGGCAAGACCCACCAUCUUCCAAUACUGGGCAUAUGAUGUGGUAUGGGCAAUUGCGUCUGCAACUGAGAAAGCCAUAAAUCUAAGGUCUACUCCACGCAACUUAGUAGAUGACCCGGAAGUAUCUCCUGCUGGACAAGACCUUCUGAAUUCCAUAAUGGAUGGGGAGUUUGAUGGAUUGGCUGGGAGAUUCAGGUUUGUUGAUAGGCAGUUGCCGGUUCCAGCAUAUGAGAUUGUGAACGUGAUUGAAGAGAAAACUAGGCGCAUUGGGUUUUGGAGCCCUGUUUCUGGACUAUCACCUUUUCUCAACUCUAGCACUCGACCAGUCCAAGAUAGACGUAGGUUACGCGCUGAUCAAGUCCUGAGAACUGUCAUUUGGCCAGGAGAUUCAACAACAGUGCCCAGAGGCUGGGACUUCCCAGUAAAUGGCAAGAUACUCCAGAUUGCUGUGCCCGUGAGACGUGAUUUUAAGUUUUUUGUGAAUGUCGAGGCUAGUCCUAACUCCAGUGAACUUGUUGUCAACGGCUACAGCAUUGAUGUCUUUGAGGCUGCUGUGAAGAAACUACCAUAUGCGCUGCGCUAUAAGUACAUUCCCUAUGACUGUGCAAAUUCUUAUGACAAGCUGGUAUCGGAGGUUUACUUCAAGACGUUUGAUGCAGCAGUGGGUGAUGUGACAAUCAUUGCCAAUCGAACUAGGUAUGUGGACUUCACAAUGCCAUACACUGAGUCUGGAGUGUCGAUGCUUGUCCUAGCUAGGAAAGAUGAAGAUGAACCAACCAUGUGGGUCUUCUUAGAGCCACUAACGAAGGACCUUUGGAUGGCUACAGUAGUCUUUAUGGUCGUCACUGGGCUAUUUGUAUGGAUGAUUGAAAAUCCUAUAAAUGAGGAAUUCAAAGGUUCCAAAUGGAAACAGUUCAGCACUUCUUUCUACUUUGCAUUCUCCACCUGGACUUUCACGCAUGAUCAAAAGUUCAAAAGCCUUCAGUCAAAAGUUAUUGUGGUGUCCUGGUGCUUUGUAAUGCUAGUUAUAGUGCAGAGCUACACAGCAAGCUUGUCAUCAAUGUUAACUGCAAAGAGGCUCCAGCCUUCAGUGACUGACCCAAGGCAACUUUUGCACAAUGGUCACUAUGUUGGAUACCAGAAUGGCUCAUUUGUGCACUCAAUGCUGAGGAGGCUUCGAUUUGAGGAGCGCUGGAUAAAGGUUUGUAGCACGCAGGAGGAAUAUGCAAAGGCAUUGAAGCUGGGAUCAAAGAAUGGAGGAGUAUCUGCCAUCUUUGACGAGACACCAUACAUAAAUUCUUUCCUCUUGCAGUACGGCAAAGGGUUCCAGAAGGUCGGUCCCAUUGACAGGACAGUCGGUUUUGGUUUUGUUUUCCCUAAAGGCUCUCCGUUGGUGGAGGAUCUUUCCAAGGCCAUGCUGAAUUUGAUAGAAGGGCCUGAAGGUUCUCAUAUUGAGAAGAAGUGGUUCAGUGAUCCGAUUCUAUCACUGGAUUAUGGCAGUCUGGACACCGACUCCUUGCGCCUCAGCUCACGGAACUUUGAAGGUCUAUUCAUCAUCAAUGGAUGCGUUUUAGGUUUGAUGAUUCUCAUAAACUUGUCGAGGCGUGCUUAUGCAAAAUUCAUUGCCAAAAGAAACACUGUUUCUGCUAGUGAUGACGAGGCUCAACCUUCGCCGAAUGGCAACGGCGUGCCUGCUAUCCAGUCCCUCUAGACUGGUGGAGAGUUUCCAAAAAGAAGUUAUUUGUGGGUUUGAGUAAGCAUAUCUUUAAUAGUAUUAAGUAUUACCAGAGAGGUUAGAAUGCAGUUUAAAUCAUAAGGAACACAAAAUUAUCACAGUUUGUAACCGACUUACUAUGACCCCACCACAUUUUAUUUGUUCAUCCGUGUCUGUUCUUGACCAAAGAGUCUCAAGAGACCAAAAUCCGCUAUUUUUUGGUAACAUAUUAACAUCCAGCAGUGUGUUUUCGGGCUUAAGAUCCAUAUGCACAACAGGAAUGCUGUGUAAAAAGAGUAAACCAUCGCAGAUCCCCUUAAUUAUGUUGAAUCGUGUGUCCCUGUCCAAUGGGAUAUCUACUUCUGAAGAAGAGAUACUGAAUUACUGAAGUACUACAAGAUAAUGACUUGAAUAUCAUUUAUUUGUAAGCAUGCUAAUAGCAAAAAUAUGAUCACAAAAAACAAAUUGUUAGGCACAAUCGUAACUUCUUUUGAUCAUGUCCAGUGUUGUACCUGAACAUAGUGUAACAUAGAUUAAUGGCCAACCUCCAAUUCACAGAGUUAUCAUAUAGGAGUAUGAGAAUCUUCAACAUGGAUGCAAUUUGAAACGGGUAGUAUGAUAUACCAAAAAUAUUAUUCAUAAGGCUUCCCCGUGGUAAAUAUUCAUAGCAGAUUACACUUUGAACAACGUCAGCAAUAGUAUAUCUUCAAUUGUUCUGCUCCACUUUCUUUAGACUUUCAUGACAGUAGCCAACCAACCUUACAGCAUUUUCAUGUUGGAGGGCCAUAAUGCUUUGGACCUCAUUAUUGAAUGUUUUGUCUUGUGGAAAGGGCGAAUUUUCGACAAGUUUCUUCGCAGCAAUGGUUUCCCCAUCUGGCACAGUUACCAGUUCAACCUCGGAUUCUUUGGGCGACAUUUUUGAGGAACUUUCAGAAAGACAGAAACUGUUAAAGCACAAUCGCACCUCAUGAAUGAUUUCUUAAAGUGCCAUUACCAAUUUUACGAUUCUCUGAGAACUGAUCUGUGAUAUUUCUUCAGAAAGUCUAACGGCAGAUCCUUUCGCAGUGUGCUCAGCGCUCGGCCUGCUCUCUUCAGCUCUACCUCUGCUGGCACUAGUGGACAUUUCUGAUGAUUUAAGAAACUUCGAUGUGAGUUCUCAUUUACCAGAGCAAAGACAAAUUUCUACAAGCUAUGGGUUGCCAAAAUUCUCGUAUAGCAGAGCAAAGAUAGAUAUAUAUUAUUUGGCGAGACAGCAGAGAUAGAUUAACAACACACAAGACUAAACAUACAUGAAUUGUUUGUAGGCUAAGUCAUACACAUGUUUUUUCCUCUGAAAUAGGUGCUCUUAUUGAUUCAUUCAUUAACAUAGGGCAAUAAAAUAAAAGUAUUUACAAGUUGAAAACAAAACAAAUCACAAACAUGUGUUGUAGAGUGUAGUACAUUUUUGACAGAACACAUGUAUGGAACCGAUAAAAGACCAAAUACGUGUACAUAGUGUUACAAAAACCAACCAGGUUUUGCAAAGACUUGAAUGGGCUAGUGGCGGGUAGAAUUGAAUCCAA